Eimeria tenella is the source of this 156-nucleotide messenger RNA. RefSeq lists its product as uncharacterized. The transcript is spliced from 2 exons. The coding region runs from base 1 to 156 and encodes 51 amino acids. Lineage: Eukaryota; Apicomplexa; Conoidasida; Eucoccidiorida; Eimeriidae. The record is from RefSeq and is a predicted model, not a curated record.
AUGGCUCACGGCGCCAGCAGAUAUAAGAAGUCUAGGGCGAAGAUGAGGUGGAAAGUGCGUUCCCCACGAUGGCAGAUGGAAGAAGAAGCGCACCAGGAGAUUGCAGCGCAAGAGGAGAAAAAUGAGACAAAGGUCAAGGUGAACGAGAAGGAAUAG